Molecule: messenger RNA, 2458 nt
Organism: Pseudonaja textilis
Lineage: Eukaryota; Metazoa; Chordata; Lepidosauria; Squamata; Elapidae
Source: RefSeq, a predicted model, not a curated record
ACUGCUUCUGCUAACCCUGCAGAGUCCAGGCUCUCUAUAAAAAGGCAAGUCAGCUGAGUCAACAGCCUUCACAGACGCUGUGAGAGCAGUCUGUGACAGACAGCCCAGCAACACCUUUCCUGAAAGCCACCAGAGGGGGAAAAUGAAAUUUGCCCUCCAAGCCAUUCUGUCCUUUGGGCUGCUGGCUCUGUGUCUUGCAUCUUCUUCUGUAAGAUGGUGUACAAUAUCCAAUGAAGAACAGGAAAAAUGCCAAAGGCUUAAGCAGGAAUGCUUUUCCCAGCAACUAUCCAAGGAUUUUCCAGAACUGAUUUGUGUGAGGAAGACUGACCACCAGGCGUGCAUAACAGCUAUUAAAGACUCAGAAGCAGAUGCCAUCACUUUAGAUGCUGGUCUUAUUUUAGAAGCAAGCUUGAACCCUUAUUAUCUAAAGCCUGUUGUAGCUGAACUUCAUUCAAAGGGCUCAGGAGUAACUACUAGUUAUCAUGCCAUUGUUGUUACAAAGAAAGGAACUAUUUCAUCACUUGAAGGACUCAGAGGGAGCAGAUCUUGUCACACUGGUUUUAAAAGAUCUGCAGGCUGGUUGAUCCCAAUAGGAACUCUUGUGUCUAAGAAUUUGAUACAGUGGAGUGGAACAGACUCAGGACCUAUAGAAAAGGCUGUAGAAGUUUUCUUUGGAUCCGGUUGUGUCCCAGGUCUCAAAGGUGGAUCAAACAUGUGCCAUGCUUGUAAGACCGGAACCUGUGACUGGAGUGAUCCCUUUGCUGGAUAUGCAGGAGCCUAUGAGAUACCUACUUGUUUUCUUACAUACACUCACUGUUGCCUUUUAUUCUUCAUAGCUGAUAGUGUAGAAGAAAGAAGCAAGUAUGAGUUACUUUGUGAUGAUGGCUCCAGAAGACCUGUUGAAGAAUAUGAAUCCUGUUACUGGGCAAGAGUGGCAUCUCAUGCUGUGGUGGCACGAUCUGUUGAUGGUCGGGCAGAUAAAAUCUGGGCACUCCUCUCUUAUGCACUGGAACAGAUCAAGCAAAAGCAAUCAAGAUGCCAGCUUUUUAAAUCUCCUCAAGACUCUGGCAAAGAUCUCUUGUUUAAGGAUAGUGCGGUUGGUCUUAUUCCAGUGCCUCAACGAGCAGAUGCUGAACUUUACCUAGGUCCUAAGUACUGUGCUGCAAUACAGAUUCUCAAAAGAGAGAGAAUUGAUCAAGAUCCUGAUCAAGAAAGAAUUAAGUGGUGUGCAGUGGGGAAGGCUGAAAAGGCAAAAUGUGAUGCGUGGAGUGCACAGAGCAGUGGUGUCAUUCAAUGUGCUGUUGCAGAAACUACAGAAGAUUGCCUUAUCAAGAUCAUAAAAAGAGAAGCUGAUGCUAUUACCUUGGAUGGAGGGCAUAUCUUCACUGCAGGAAAAUGUGGCCUUGUCCCAGUAUUGACAGAAAUCCCUCGUGAUGAGGCUGCUGCCUGUGUUGAUCCCAAGAAAGGUAGAACCGCUAGAGGCUACUUUGCUGUAGCUGUUGCUAAGACAAGUGACACUGACGUCAACUGGAACACUCUGCGAGGAAAGAAGUCCUGUCAUACUGGUGUUGGUAGAACAGCUGGCUGGAAUAUUCCCAUGGGCCUUAUUAACAGUCAAAAUAAUCUUAGUUGUCACUUUGAUACAUUCUUCAAAGAAAGCUGUGCGCCUGGUGCACCUCUUGAGUCUACAUUGUGCAAACUGUGCAAAGGCAGUGGUGGUGAAGGUGGCCUGUCUGAGAAAUACAAAUGUAAACCUAACAGCAAUGAAAUAUACUAUAGCUAUGCAGGUGCCCUUCGAUGCUUGAUUGAAGGAGGACAGGUAGCUUUUGUUAAACAAAGCAUCAUCACUGAGGUCACAGAAGGACAAAACAAACCUGCUUGGGCAAGUGGUGUAACUCCUUCUGAUUUUGUUCUUCUGAACAAAAAUGGUGAACGUUGUCAUCAUGAUGAAUAUGAAAGAUGUCAUUUGGCCCAAGUUUGCAAUCAUGCAGUAGUGUCAAGACCUGAACGAGCAGAAGUGGUUAAAAAGGUGGUACUUGAGCAACAGAAACUAUUUGGAAGCCAGGGAACUGAGAAAGAUGUCUUCCAUAUGUUCCAAUCUGAUGCCAAAGAUAGCUUAUUCAAAGAUGGCACAGAAUGCUUAGCUGUUCCAAAUGAAAACACCUAUGAGGCAUACCUUGGGGAGGAAUAUCUGCAGUCUCUUGAAGGAUUCACCAAAUGUUUACCUUCAGAACUCCUUAAGGUCUGCACCUUCCACACUCAUGACUGGUGAAUAUCAAGUUCUUGCAAUGAAAUAAAAUGGAUGCUACAUACUUACUUGCCCAAAGUUGACAAAAAUCUACUGUACUUACUUUAUUCUUCUUUAAUACCAACAAUCUGUUAAACUUUCCAUUAUUACUUUGUAACUCUGUAGAGUCACUAGUGCAAAAAAUAAAUAGAAUUAACAUCUACAGUUUAA